This is a messenger RNA of Toxotes jaculatrix (banded archerfish), 2210 nucleotides long. It is a transcript of the gene cbx8a, whose product is annotated as chromobox homolog 8a (Pc class homolog, Drosophila). Lineage: Eukaryota; Metazoa; Chordata; Actinopteri; Toxotidae. The transcript has 5 exons. Bases 182 to 1285 code for a protein of 367 amino acids. The record is from RefSeq and is a predicted model, not a curated record.
AGCCAAUGUGCUCCACCACGAUCCGUCCUACCGACUGCGGUGCCUGGCAACAGAAAAAGACGUGAUGACGUCCUCUUCAGAUUGCGUAUUAUGGGAUGUGCGAAAUUAAACAACCCGAAGAGGACACGGGGAAGCCAAAAAUAAUAAAAGAGACAGAAAUAAACGAGGUGCAUGGUGAAUCAUGGAGCUCUCGGCUGUUGGUGAGAGCGUCUUCGCAGCCGAGUCCAUCAUUAAACGGCGAAUCAGACGGGGUCGUUGGGAAUAUCUCGUGAAAUGGAAGGGCUGGUCUCAGAAGUACAGCACUUGGGAGCCGGAGGAAAACAUUCUGGAUGCACGACUCUUCGCUGCCUUCGAGGAGAGAGAGCGCGAAAGGGAGCUGUUCGGGCCGAAAAAGAGGGGACCCAAACCUGAAACAUUUCUCUUGAAGGCCAAAGCCAAAGAAAAGACGUAUGAGUUUAGAAGAGAGGCCCCCAGAGGGAUCCAGGUUUCUUAUCCCAUCCCGGAGCCUGUCAUAACACCAAGGGCCCGGGAGGGUUUACGCGCCGUGGUUCCCACAAUCUUUCCACCGAGCGCGGUCAACAGAGGAGAAAGUGUCCACGUCAGACCACCAGAGCCAGAGAGGAGGCCCAGACCAACUCCACCGGCUGCUCUGACACUCCAGGAAUCCGCCAGGUUCCCCAAAAAGAGAGGGCGCAAACCUAAGCUGCAUUUACAUUAUGAUAAAGAUGACGGGAGCAGCUCAGCAGAGCCGGACACCAAGCGGAGCAGGUUACUGGAGGAGCCGGUGUCACACGGUCUGUCCAAAAUGACCAGACGCCUGCAUCACCACGGAGAGACGUCAGACCACAGCCUCAUCCAGCUGACCAAGAGAUUUCAGGAGGAGACCACGAUAACACCCAAAUCCUGCAGCGAGCAGAGACAUUUGGGGGGCGCAGGCUUGUCUUACACCUGCGCCUUCAGUCCAGAUGGGCGUAAAGGUGAUCAGAGGGGGCACAGGACUAACUGUUUGAGCAGGAUGUCUGUUCCUCAGCCCGGCAAGCUGAAGCACUCUGCAGAACACCGGAGCCAUCAGGUGAGGGAGUACUGUCUGGUCCGGGAACAACCGGCUGUCAUCUCCACAGAGUCCGAGCCCAUCCAUGAUUCAUCCGCGCGACCAGCCUCGUCCUGGACCCCCAGUUUCACCAACCUGGACACUGUGACCGUGACAGAUGUCACCAUGAACUUCUUGACAGUCACCAUCAGAGAGAGCAGCACGGACAAAGGCUUUUUCAGAGAUAAAAGAUGAGUAUGUGCGUUGGGUGUUUAGGUCAGUGGAGGCUAAUAUACGCCGAAAUAAUUGUUUAACAAGCUACUAACUAACAAGCCUACUGUAAUACUAUAUUUUUUCUAUGUAACUUUCAAAAGUGUACAAACAAAUAUUUAAUACGCUGCUCAAAAAAUAAUAAAGAAAAGUGACAUUGCACCUUUAAGAGGUUUUUUUUGUUCUGCUUAAUAUCACUGCACCUUGUUAAGAUUAUCCAUGUACACAAUAGCUAGUUUUCUGUUUUGUUUUGUUUUGUUUUGUUUUGUUUUUUUUUGUGCUAUAAAACCGUGCAACCAUGUUAUCAUAACAAUCUUAUUCAGCCAUUGACUGUGACACUGUUCCCCAAAUAAGAUAUGCUAUAAAGUUGCUCACUGACAUUUCUGUAAGUUUCAUUUACAGUCAUUACCGGUCAUGUCUUUCAAAAAAAAAAAAAAGCCACGUCAAGGUUAAGUUAUGAAUAAGAGGUUCUAAUCCCUUUUCCUCCCUUUUUAUUCAUACAUAUUAUUAAGAACAGGCAACAGGAGCAUGUCAAACAAUCGAAAUAGUCACAGCCACGUACAGUUUCUGAUAUUUGAUUACAGGAAAAUUAAAGUCCAACUUCAUAAUUUUCAGAAUAUCUAAAUAAAUUUUGUAUGUAUUUAACAAAGUAUUGUGGUCUCCAAGACUAGUCUAAGUCCUUAUCCAAAAAGGCUUAAUUAGCCUGCGGGAUAUAUAUUUUUGUAAAGGCUUUUCUGUUCUGUUUUGCUCUGUGUUGGGGUCACGUUCAAAAAAUGUGUGAUAAAUUCCUGCUGAGCAAGUUUCGGGUUUGUAUGAAUUAUUCUUACAACGAUUUGGAAAGAAAUGAACACACGCGAGAGUGAUAAAAUGUGCUCAUUUUGAACUGAUUAAAAACAGAUAUUUUCCUGUG